Messenger RNA from Microcebus murinus (gray mouse lemur), 2056 nucleotides. RefSeq names its product olfactory receptor family 10 subfamily X member 1 (gene OR10X1). Gene Ontology annotation, cellular component: membrane. Gene Ontology annotation, biological process: G protein-coupled receptor signaling pathway. NCBI's taxonomy places the organism in Eukaryota, Metazoa, Chordata, Mammalia, Primates, Cheirogaleidae. Gene Ontology annotation, molecular function: G protein-coupled receptor activity; olfactory receptor activity. The record is from RefSeq and is a predicted model, not a curated record.
AAAGUAUGCUUCCAACAACAACGUGAAGACUGUCUUUGGAAGAAUAUAUUACAACUGUGACAGUGUAUUGGCUUUGGAUCCUGGUAAAAUACACAAGACAUGCAAACAAUGAAGAUCAACCAGACUAUCUUGAAGGAAUUCAUUCUUGUUGGCUUUUCUAUAUACCCAAAUGUACAGACAUUCCUCUUUGUGGUCUUCUUUUGCCUCUACCUUCUCACCCUUGCAGGUAAUCUCACCAUCAUGGGUCUAACCUGGGUGGACAGGUCUCUCCACACGCCUAUGUACCUCUUCCUUAGUGCACUCUCUUUCUCCGAGACCUGCUACACGUUGGCUAUCAUCCCUAAGAUGCUGGAAGAUCUGCUGGCUAAGAACAGAAGCAUUUCAGUCGUGGGUUGUGGCUUACAGAUGUGUUUCUUCCUGGGACUUGGUGGCACAAACUGUAUCAUCCUCACUUUGAUGGGAUAUGACCGCUUCCUGGCCAUCUUUAACCCUCUAAGAUACCCACUGGUUAUGACCAACAUUGUGUGUGGACAACUUGUGGCUUCUGCCUGGGUUGGAGGCUUCUUCAUCUCUCUGAUAGAGACUGCACUGAUAUUCAGGGGCUCUUUCUGCAGCCCCAACCUCAUCAAACACUUCUUCUGCCAUAUGCGGGCAGUUGUCAGGCUGUCCUGUACAGACAGCGACCUCAUAGAGUUCAUUGUGACAGUGAUCUCAGUGUCAGGCUUGCUGGGUACCUUUCUGCUCAUUAUCCUGACUUAUGUUUUCAUUCUCUCCACUGUCCUCAGGAUCCCUUCGGCCAAGGGCAAGCAGAAGGCAUUCUCCACCUGCACCUCCCACCUCACAGUGGUCAUCAUCCACUUUGGUUUCGCAUCUAUUGUUUAUUUGAAGCCAGAAGCCUCAGGGGGAGAUGACACACUCAUAGCAGUCCCUUACACUGUCAUCACCCCUUUGCUCAGCCCAGUCAUAUUCAGCCUCAGGAACAAUGACAUGAAGAAUGCUUUUAGAAAGAUGAUGGGAAAGACACUGGCCCUGAAAAAAUAAUCUCACACCAUUGCUACUGGUUUGAAGCACUGCUCAUUUUCCCCAGAAUUCAAUGGGGCAUUUAUCCUGUGACUUCUGGAUAAGCCUAUACCAUUUGCCUUUAUUCAGAGAUUGGGAUAUGCGGGGAGCAAGGUUGACUGAGACUAAGACAUGAGCCAUCACAGGCAUUUACUUAGCUUGUUAAAGAAGUGGCCCAAGACUUCUACUUUCCAGUAUUAGAGGAAGAAUGUCCUGCAGAUAUGUGGAUUCUGCCAAUCAACUUCUGAGUGUCCUGUACCCUUUAUGAAGUGGGAAAAGAAAGAGAAUGAAAGGAAAACAAACAAACAAACAAAAACCAGGAUAUAAAACUGCUGCACUAAGAGAUGUUUUAAAUAGCUAAAGGAAUAAAAGUUGAAGAAUUUUUCUAGGCAAGAUUGCCAAACACUGGUUGCACUCCCAGUAGAUAAACCAUUUCUGAUAAGAGAUAUACCCUGCAAAAACUAACAAGUGUCUAUUAGUGCAUAUGUGGAUACACGCACACACAUACACACACACACACACACACACACACAUUUUUAAGUGCUCAUGCCAUAACACCCUGUUCACAACUGUGGCCUUCCAUUGACUGCCAUGUGCUAACUUCUGAGUAUACAGCAUAUCCUUCAACAUUUCUUCAUAAGAGUAAAGAAAACAUUACAGCCUACAUCUUCUAUGACUGAGGGAACUGUGUAUUUGAGAAAUGUGUCCCCAUUUUCUCUAAGGUGAAGACAUUCAAAGCAAAUGUUGCAAAUGUUAAACUUUGCCAUGAUAUUGAGAGAUUUGACAAAGAAAACUGCUUUGAAAUAAUUUUGGCAUGGUGUACAAUGUGUAAAGGACAAAACCAGAUGAACACAGCAUCAAUUCUUUAUAUCACCAGAAAUGAAAUAAGAAACACUGCGGAGUUUUUGUCACAGAAGAAUAGUGAAUGGUCUUAAUGAAAAUGCAGACAUGCAAGCCUAGGGAAUCUCCUGAAUCUUUUUUUCAGCUCUGCUGUUAG